This is a messenger RNA of Papaver somniferum (opium poppy), 891 nucleotides long. Its product is annotated as putative F-box protein At3g58860. The record is from RefSeq and is a predicted model, not a curated record. The transcript is spliced from 4 exons. The coding region runs from base 1 to 891 and encodes 296 amino acids. Lineage: Eukaryota; Viridiplantae; Streptophyta; Magnoliopsida; Ranunculales; Papaveraceae.
AUGUCUCUUCCAAAACUCAAGCACCUUAAACUCGGUGGAGUCAGAUUCAGCAAUGAGUACAACAAUGAGCUACUCAGUUUAUCCAAUUGCCCUGUACUUGAAGAUUUGACACUCGAAAAUUGUGAAUGGGUUGAUGGGAAGAAUUUCUGUAUUUCAGCUCCUUCACUUGAAAAUUUGAAAAUUAUUAGUGAUCGUCAAGACAAUUACUGGGUUGUUAGUCGAGAACCUGGUUUACGAUACAGUGGUCUCGAAAUUCAUGCACCAAGACUGGUGUCUCUCACCUACAAGGAUAGCAUUCCGAAGGAUUAUGUCAUGUCCAGUUCUCCAACACUAGUUGAAGCAGAUGUAGAUGAUUUAUAUUCCGAAGGAUAUAUUUGUAAUGCAACCGAGGAGCAAAAGAUAGGUCUUGGUGCAUCGGCAAUUGGGUUUCUUGGAGUGCUUUCACAUGUAAAGGUUCUAUCAAUUGCUGAUCAACUCGUAGAGUCUGCUUGGGAAGCACUAGUUGCUUUGUUCCGAUCAGCACCUAAUCUGGAGUCCCUUGUAUUGAACAAGAUAAUAAUUCAUCACUGGGGUAAAAAAGACGACGACAACCAAGGAGAUGAUGAUUGGGAACUUGAUAGUAUGACUACUGGAUGUUUUUUACACCUCAAGUCAGUUUGCUUUAAGCAAUUUUUAGGUCACCCACAUGAGAUGAGGUGGGUGGAACUAGUUUUGGAAAAUGCCAAAGCAUUGCAAACAAUGACUAAAUCAGGCGAAUUUGUGAAACGCAAGGAAGAAAUUGUGGCGGAGUUGUCAAAUUUUCAUGCAGGAAUUACAGGCCAAAUACAUAAGCGUGAUUUUGAAGGAAGGAAGAUCCUGACAGAUGCGAAGAUUUCGCCCAUGAAGGAAUGA